Molecule: messenger RNA, 924 nt
Organism: Lactuca saligna
Lineage: Eukaryota; Viridiplantae; Streptophyta; Magnoliopsida; Asterales; Asteraceae
Source: the annotation of a GenBank genome assembly
AUGUUGAGUCUUCCAUUAAUACUACACAACCUAACACAAAAACUGUUGUGGCCAAGCCAGAAGAUUACUACCUCCUUUUUUCAAAUAAAAAGCAUUGAUGAUAUUCCAGAUUACAAUGAGGAUCAAGGACGCCAAAAGAUCCCCGAUGAGUUCAAUACGAUGCUUAAUAGGAAGUUUGUUUUCAAAGUUCAGAUUUCAAAGUUUAAUCACGAGAACAAUUAUCACGCCUACAUCGUUCAUAAGAUGACUGAUGAUGAACUUGUAGUUGAUGCACUUUUCAAACAUUCACCUGCAUACGAAGAAAACAUUAUUCAUUCUGAUGGUACUCCUAUCAACAAGUCUAUUAAGGAAAAUAAUGUUUCUGUUAAAGGUGACAAUAUUAAUGUUGUUGAUCUUGAUGCGGUGACACCAACAACUACUUCAUUGAAACACUUAUUAAGAUUGUUACCACCACUGAAUCGUUUGAAUGGUCUUCCUCAAAAGAUGGUGUUGCUCCUCAUACCCUUAAGAUUCCAAAAAUGGAAAAACUCGAAUAAAUUUAGCAGUAACGAUGUAGCUGCCCUGUUGAACAAAGUAGGCCUUAUAAUUUGGGACGAAGCCCUAAUGAUGCAUCGUCAUUGUUUCGAAGCAGCUAAUAGGACACUUACAGAUAUUAUCCUUCCUAAGAACAAUGAUAAACCAUUUAGAUGCAAGACCAUUGUAUUUGGAGGUACUAUCGGUGGUCCUAAUGAUGGUGAAGUUAAAGUUGAAUUUCCAGAAGAUGUGACCGUUCCCUCUACGAGUGACCAUAUUCAUUCAAUUGUCAAACCUCCACCGGCACCAGAGGUUGUGAUAAGCAGCGGUUUGCCUCGUUCCAAUGUCGGCGGAGCAGUCCCCACCGGAAGCUUCUCCAGAUCCGCGAUCGACAAGAAAUGGUUCGAGUGA